Lactuca sativa (garden lettuce) is the source of this 612-nucleotide messenger RNA. The record is from RefSeq and is a predicted model, not a curated record. Lineage: Eukaryota; Viridiplantae; Streptophyta; Magnoliopsida; Asterales; Asteraceae.
AUGGUGGAUUACAGCAAAUUGACUCCUUCGGGUCCAAGACAACUCACUCCUGAGAUGAAGAGUUCUUUUGAGGCUGCUGACAAACCUGCAAAGAGGGGGAAGAAAUCGGAUUCUAAGAAAGUCGAAAACGAAGGUCCCCUAUCUCCUAGAAAGCAAAAGGCUGAUACCGCUGCACCUUCGGCUCCCAAAAAGAAAAAGGUCAAGAAGAUGGCAAAACGAUCGAAGGCUCCAACGCCUUAUGAUUCCGAUGAAGAGGACCAACCAACCAAUGAAGAAGAGGAUGUUCAACAUGAAGGCUCACCAAGGGGAAACACUCCUUCCCGUUCUCCAACUCCUGAAGUACAUAUUCAUGUUCCUACUCAUCCUCCUUCUCCAAAACAAACCACUAUAUCAAUCUCAGUUGCUCCCAUUUCACCUUCUGUCUCUUCUCAACCCACUACUACUGCUCCAAUACCACCACAUAUCUUUUCUCAAGCUAUAACAACCACAACCACUGGCCCUUCGGUUAGUGUCAACGUAUCUGAUACGGGGGCACAUACCGUUGGCAUUGACACCCCUGUUACCACUAAACCUCUCUCACAAUCACCAUCGACAGACUUUGAGCCUAUUUAG